AUGGACGCCACCGAAAGCGACUCGUCUGUGCCUUUAGCCAGUGACUCCGUCUUCAGCAUCUCGCGACCCUCAUCAGCCUCGUCCAUCCAUCCAUCUCAUACACCGAAAGAUCUGCCAGCGGGCGCACCGAUAGCCGACUUAUUCGAGGUUCGACAUACACCGACAGCCGGCCGCGCUGUAUUCGCCACUCAAGAUAUCGCAGAGGGCACGCUCGUGUGGCGCUCGGAAGACCUCACACUAUCCGUCCUUCUACGCGAGUAUCGGCGGGAGGUGUGUGGACAGUGUUUUUCGUACGAUUACGGACGAGAUCUGGAUGUGCGGGACAAGACGGUGGGAUUCGCCUUUUGCUCAUCAGCAUGCCAGGACAAGUGGCGGGAAGAGAAUGGAGAGGUCGGUGUUCAGGCAUGGGCUGCCGUUGAGAAUCUCGUCAGAAAGAGGAGCAAGGAGGAUAGCGACAUGGUGGAUAUUGAUUUGCCGCGACCAAAGGUCAAAGAGAUCAAGGAUGCAUGGGACAGCGUUGCUGCACAAGCAGCGCUGAUAAGGAUGGCAAGAGAAGGAGACGAGGCCAGCAAGACAGACAAUGAAGCUGCGGUACCAAUAACGAAACAGCAUAAACGCGCAUUGCAGAAAGCACUACAGGAGCGCAUCACGCCCGACGUGAUGAGUUUCUGUGUCAGCGGUAUUGUUUGGCGAUACCUUCACCCUGAGCAGUGGGAACGCGUGCAAGCGCUCGCACCGGAUAAGACACCCUAUCACAGCCCCGACGAUCUCGCUGCGUUCACAAGAACCUAUCUGCACCUUCUCGCCAUCCUCCCCCAGCCCCUCCUACCCCUCGUUACGGCAGAGACGUUGAUAAUGCUGUCAUCACGCGACUCCCAUAACUCAUUCGGCAUCCGCUCCCUUGAUGACGAAGGAUCAGAAUUCUUUGGUUACGGAUGCUGGCCAGCUGCAAGCUACUUCAACCACUCAUGCGGGCCAAACAUCGAAAAGAACAGGGAAGGGAGAGCAUGGUAUUUCAGGGCUGGCCAGGACAUUAAGCUUGGACAAGAGCUAUGCAUCACGUACCUCAGCGGGGAGGAGAGGAAGCUGAGUCGCGGGAAGAGAAUGUUGAGACUUCAAAAGACGUGGGGCUUUGAUUGUGGGUGCGAGAGGUGCGAGGCGCUGUAG
Messenger RNA from Pyrenophora tritici-repentis Pt-1C-BFP, 1167 nucleotides. RefSeq names its product SET domain containing protein. Gene Ontology annotation, cellular component: nucleus. Lineage: Eukaryota; Fungi; Ascomycota; Dothideomycetes; Pleosporales; Pleosporaceae. The record is from RefSeq and is a predicted model, not a curated record. Gene Ontology annotation, molecular function: protein binding.